Molecule: messenger RNA, 1627 nt
Organism: Carlito syrichta (Philippine tarsier)
Lineage: Eukaryota; Metazoa; Chordata; Mammalia; Primates; Tarsiidae
Gene: PRLHR
Product: prolactin releasing hormone receptor
Exons: 1
Coding region: 110-1222 (370 amino acids)
Biological process (GO): G protein-coupled receptor signaling pathway
Cellular component (GO): plasma membrane; neuron projection
Molecular function (GO): neuropeptide binding; neuropeptide Y receptor activity
Source: RefSeq, a predicted model, not a curated record
UGGCCAGUUAUUCCAGAGGGAAUACGUCGGUGGUGGAGGAGGGGAGAGGCUGGUGGAGGAGACAGAUGCAGAAGGGGAAGUGACGGACUUUAUCUUUGGACAGGUGGCCAUGGCCUCACUGCCCACUCGGGGCCCUGGGGUCCCCGACUUGUUUUCUGGGCUGCUGCCAGCGGUCACGACUCCGGCCAACCAGAGCGCAGAGGCCUCGGCGGCCAAUGGGUCGGCGGGCGGCCCCGGAGCGCAGGCCAUCACGCCCUUCCAGAGCCUGCAGCUGGUGCAUAAGCUGAAGGGGCUCAUAGUGCUGCUCUACAGCGUCGUGGUGGUCGUGGGGCUGGUGGGCAACUGCCUGCUGGUGCUGGUGAUCGCGCGGGUGCGCCGGCUGCACAACGUGACCAACUUCCUCAUCGGCAACCUGGCCUUGUCCGACGUGCUCAUGUGCGCCGCCUGCGUGCCGCUCACGCUGGCCUACGCCUUCGAGCCGCGCGGCUGGGUGUUCGGCGGCGGCCUGUGCCACCUGGUCUUCUUUCUGCAGCCGGUCACCGUGUACGUGUCGGUGUUCACGCUCACCACCAUCGCGGUGGACCGCUACGUCGUGCUGGUGCACCCGCUGCGCCGGCGCAUCUCGCGGCGCCUCAGCGCCUACGCGGUGCUGGCCAUCUGGGCGCUGUCCGCGGUGCUGGCGCUGCCCGCGGCCGUGCACACCUACCACGUCGAGCUCAAGCCGCACGACGUGCGCCUCUGUGAGGAGUUCUGGGGUUCGCAGGAGCGCCAGCGCCAGCUUUACGCCUGGGGGCUGCUGCUCGUCACCUACCUGCUUCCCCUGCUGGUCAUCCUCCUGUCCUACGCCCGCGUGUCGGUGAGGCUGCGGAACCGCGUGGUGCCGGGCUGCGUGACGCAGAGCCAGGCCGACUGGGACCGCGCGCGGCGCCGCCGCACCUUCUGCUUGCUGGUGGUGGUCGUGGUGGUGUUCGCUGUCUGCUGGCUGCCGCUGCACGUCUUCAACCUGCUGCGGGACCUGGACCCCCGCGCCAUCGACCCCUACGCCUUCGGGCUCGUGCAGCUGCUCUGCCACUGGCUGGCCAUGAGUUCGGCCUGCUACAACCCCUUCAUCUACGCCUGGCUCCACGACAGCUUCCGCGAGGAGCUGCGCAAGCUGUGGCUCGCCUGGCCCCGCAAGAUCGCUCCGCGCGGCCAGAGCAUGACCGUCAGCGUGGUCAUCUGACGUCGCCGCGCCAGCCUCGGCCGAGGAGCCCGACGCCAGCAGGCCCUCGGGCAUGCCGCCCGCGGCUGGGCUGGAGAGGUUACUCCCAGGACCCGAGCGAGGCCAGCACAGGGCAACGUUUCCAGCCCAGCCUGGCGUCCAGGGGCCUGUCUUGUCCUUGUGUCUUUGUAAAAUGUUAAGUGGGCUCUGGGGAGAGUCUUGUUCUUUGCUUAGAAGAGGCCAGGGAGAGGAAAGAGGGUUGAUUAUUUCUUCCUCGUGCCUUGAAGGACAAAGCUCCUUCUUUGGGUUCAGGAAAGCAUUGCGGAACCAUGGUUGUCUUCCUUUUUUUGCUCAAGGGUGAGAUGAAGGAACAAUGUAUGUGGGAUUUUAAAUGACUGUGCUGGGCUUGACAAGGCUUUUCAAUUU